AUGCCUGAGAAGUACGAAAAGUUCACAUUCCCAGACGGAAGCAAGAAGGAUGUCGGCUUUGAACACCUAGAGACGGUGAAGUCUGCCGAGUCAAAACCCACGAAAAAAGAAAAGCUGAAGCGACACUUCAAGCGAUUCUGGCUUUGCUACUUGAUCGCUGGAAUCGCAUUUCUCGCCAUAUUCCUCCCACUACUAUUCCUCAAGAUUGUCCCAGCCCUUGCGCAAGCCAUCGUGAAUAGGACGGACCUUCCUAUCUACUACGCCUCUCUCAAAGCCAUUUCCGACAGUCAGGUCUUAGUAGGACUACAGACAGCUCUCGAUGUCCCCGCUGGCCUCACAGUGUCACUUGAUGGUUUCAAGCUCUUUCUCUACAAUGCAGACACCAAUCCGUUUAGUCCCUAUACGUCAGUGGUAUUACCAAGACAAAGCGUCAGCGGCCACACUGUUCUUUCCAUUGAUAAUCAGAUUGUCAAUAUAGGCAACAGGUCAGAGAUCAACAAGUGGCUGGAAAGAACUCUAUACAAUAAGACCACGGACAUUAGCGUCCGUGCAGACACAAUGGCGCACCUCGGCGCAUUGAAGGCGCCCAUUCAUCUCGACAAAACAGUGACCAUCAAUGGCCUCAACAAACUAGAUGGCGUGAAACUGGACGAAAUACGCAUCGUGCUGCCCCCAGAGGCCGACGGCACGAACUUGAUAGGGAAUUUCACUCUUCCCAAUUGGUCGCCGCUCACCAUGGGGUUGGGAAACGUCACCUUCAACGCAUGGGCUGGCGACAUCAUUAUUGGGAACGCUACAAUCCUGAAUGUCGAGCUCCCUCCCGGGAACAGCACACGUUCAUUCAAAGGGCAGAUAUUCCUCGAUACUCUGAUCAAGAACCUGGGCAAAGUGAUCAGCAGCCAAGCAAGCGCGAUAACAAGUGGUAAUAUUCUAGUAGGUAUCAGUGGCAACAAGACAAUAGUCAACGGCCAGCACAUCACCUAUCUGGAAAAUGUACUGAAUAACAUACGGAUUGAUACCGAAGUCCCUAUCCUACAGGCUUUAGGGGAUGUGCUGGCCAGCAUAUCUGGGGAAGACCCGACGCUGGAUCUGGGUGGUAUUCUAGGCGUCAUUGGCCAGCUUUUGGGAAGUGAUGGUCCUUUGAGCGGUCUCCUGGAUGGAUUGAAUCUGACAAAGGCGCUAAAUACUGUGCAGGAGCGAAAGCUAAGCAAUGUCGAGGCGGCUGGAUUAACCGACAGCCCCUGGAUCCUCGGCACUCACCUUUCAAAGCUGCACUUUUUGCGGGACAUUCCCAGUUAUUUUCCUAUUAUGUCGGUAGACCAAUCAGUCACAGCCGUGGAUAUCUCGGUAACGACACUGACUGUUCCAGCUCAAGACUCUGUCAAGGCGCCCUUGGUCGAUGUCGUGAUUGACGGCAGUCAAUUUCCACUGUCCAGAAUCUCCAGCCCGAACGACGAGCCGUCCGAGGAACGCAUCGAGAGUAUCCAAGAAAAGUCAUUUUCGCUGGUUGAGGUGUCAGGACACAAGACAGCGAAUGAUUUAUGGAUUGUUAUAGACAACGAUAUAUAUGAUGUGACGAGAUUUCAGCACGAGCAUCCAGGUGGACACAAAAUCAUGGCAGGAGUUGCCGGAAAAGACGCGACAAAGAAGUUCGACAAGUAUCACCGUCGUGGAAUACUCGAAAAGUACAAAAAGGACCUAAGAGUUGGUGCAGUAUCUCCAGACUUGCCGGCGCAAGGCAGUAAAAUAGGGCUCUUUCGGAAAUUAGGAAUGAGAAAGAGGUAG
Molecule: messenger RNA, 1785 nt
Organism: Neoarthrinium moseri
Lineage: Eukaryota; Fungi; Ascomycota; Sordariomycetes; Amphisphaeriales; Apiosporaceae
Exons: 4
Coding region: 1-1785 (594 amino acids)
Cellular component (GO): fungal-type vacuole membrane
Source: RefSeq, a predicted model, not a curated record